Drosophila navojoa is the source of this 609-nucleotide messenger RNA. RefSeq lists its product as uncharacterized. NCBI's taxonomy places the organism in Eukaryota, Metazoa, Arthropoda, Insecta, Diptera, Drosophilidae. The record is from RefSeq and is a predicted model, not a curated record.
UUAUUCCACUUGUACUAUUUCCCGUAGGGAUUUAUUUAUUUAAGCAGCCGGGUCUGUAGUAACGACAUUCAAUGUAACUUGACAUUAGGAAUCAGAGAGUUGAGCAACUGUUUGAGGAUGUUCCGAGUGCGUGUGCGCAACAUAGCCCAUCCCGGUAUCCGGCAGUUCAUCCUGCGGACUGCCGUUCUCAACUACUUGGGCAAGUUGUUGCAGCUACAGUGGGACGACUGGCAGAACCAGCGCAUGCAUUUGCGUACGUUGCAGCACGAGGGGCCUAAGGCAACGGACUCGCCUGCGUUGGAUGAGUCCACUGCCGAAGCUGUUUUUGAUGCUGCCCGCGAAAAUUUGGCCCAAGCAAUCGACGAGCUGCGCAGAAAGGUCGCCGGUACACACAAGCUGCUACAGCGUGAAUACAAUGAACUUUUCACAUACAUGAUGGACAAACGUGACCUCUGGGACAGUCCCGAGUACUUCAAAGCCAAAACUGCCCUAGGCACAGCCAAUCACAAUCUGAGAAUGUAUAUGAGCGCAGAGAAAUGAACAGAAAAACAGUUGCCAACAAACACAGUUCCGUUUCAAUGAAUAAAUUUUUAGCAACAAUAACUAGAA